CUCAUUCCGAGGCGGGCGGGCGGGCGGGCGCGGAGCGCUGCGCGGGCGCGACGGACCGUCCACCGGCCGGGGAUGCCGCUCGACGCGUCGUGGUCCUCGGUUCAGUGAGCGCCGCUCGCCGCAGCCAUGACGGUAGAGUUCGAGGAAUGCAUCAAGGACUCGCCGCGCUUUAGGGCAACCAUUGAUGAGGUAGAAACCGAUGUGGUUGAGAUCGAAGCUAAACUGGACAAGCUGGUCAAACUGUGCAGCGGCAUGAUCGAAGCUGGCAAGGCGUAUGUUACCACCAACAGGCUCUUCGUGAGCGGCGUCCGAGACCUGUCCCUGCAGUGCCAGGGUGACACCGUCAUUUCGGAAUGCCUGCAGAGGUUUGGAGACAGCCUGCAGGAGAUGGUCAACUAUCACACGAUCCUGUUUGACCAGGCCCAGAGGUCGGUGCGGCAGCAGCUCCACAACUUUGUGAAAGAGGAUGUGCGCAAGUUCAAAGAGACAAAGAAGCAGUUUGACAAAGUGCGGGAGGACAUGGAGUUGUCCUUGGUGAGGAAUGCCCAAGCCCCAAGGCACCGGCCCCAUGAAGUAGAGGAGGCCACAGGUGCCCUCACUCUCACCCGGAAGUGCUUCCGCCACUUGGCACUGGACUACGUGCUCCAGAUCAACGUCCUCCAGGCCAAGAAGAAGUUUGAGAUCUUAGAUUCUAUGCUGUCUUUUAUGCAUGCCCAGUACAGUUUCUUCCAGCAGGGAUACAGUCUUCUCCACCAGCUGGACCCCUACAUGAAGAAGCUGGCAGCCGAGCUGGACCAGCUUGUGAUAGACUCUGCCGUGGAGAAGCGUGAGAUGGAACGCAAGCAUGCUGCCAUUCAGCAACGGAGAUUGGCUGCAGGUGGGAUAAAAGAGCCUGGCAGUGUUGGGGAGCAGCGUCAUCAUUCACUGGAUCUCCCUGUUUCUUCUCUUUUCCCCUCCCUCCUGCUUGGGCCUCAGACACUGCUGCAGGACUUUUCCUACGAUGAGCCAAAAGUGGAGUUUGAUGUGGAUGCACCAAGUGGCGUGGUAAUGGAGGGCUACCUCUUUAAGAGAGCCAGCAAUGCCUUCAAGACGUGGAACCGACGAUGGUUCUCCAUUCAGAACAGCCAGCUGGUCUACCAGAAGAAACUCAAGGAUGCGCUGACUGUGGUGGUUGACGACCUGCGUCUAUGCUCCGUGAAGCCGUGUGAGGACAUUGAGCGGAGGUUCUGCUUUGAAGUUGUGUCACCUACCAAGAGCUGUAUGCUACAGGCUGACUCUGAGAAGCUGAGACAGGCUUGGGUUCAAGCUGUGCAGGCCAGCAUUGCCUCUGCCUACCGGGAAAGUCCAGACAGCUGCUAUAGUGAGAGGCUGGACCGCACAGCAUCACCGUCAACAAGCAGCAUUGAUUCCACCACGGACUCUCGGGAACGUGGAGUCAAGGGCGAGAGCGUGCUGCAGCGUGUUCAGAGCGUGGCUGGCAACAGCCAGUGUGGCGACUGUGGCCAGCCAGACCCUCGCUGGGCCAGCAUCAACCUGGGUGUGCUGCUCUGUAUUGAGUGCUCCGGCAUCCACAGGAGCUUGGGUGUUCACUGCUCUAAGGUACGGUCUCUGACACUGGAUUCCUGGGAGCCAGAGCUGCUAAAGCUGAUGUGUGAGCUUGGAAAUAGUACCAUGAACCAGAUCUAUGAGGCCCAGUGUGAGGGCCCAGGCAUUAGAAAACCCACAGCCAGCAGUUCCAGACAGGACAAAGAGGCAUGGAUUAAGGACAAAUAUGUUGAAAAGAAGUUUCUGAGGAAGCUGACCUCUGCACCAACCCGAGAAGCCCCAAGACGCUGGAGGGCACAGAAGUGCCAGCGCCCUCAAAGCUCCCCCCACGCCCCUACUACCCGCCGCAAGGUCCGGCUUGAGCCUGUCCUGCCCUCCAUCGCUGCUUUGUCCUCAGCUGGCACUGUGGAGCGCAAGUUCCGCCGAGACUCCCUCUUCUGCCCAGAUGAGCUGGACUCCCUCUUCUCCUACUUUGAUGCAGGGGCUGCUGGGGCUGGUCCACGCAGUCUAAGCAGUGACAGUGGUCUCGGAGGCAGCUCUGAUGGCAGUUCAGAUGUCCUGGCCUUCGGCACAGGUUCUGUGGUGGACAGUGUCACCGAGGAAGAGGGUGCUGAGUCUGAGGAGUCCAACAGUGAGGCAGAUGGAGACUCGGAGGCCUGGAGCCUGGCAGAUGUGCGUGAGCUGCACCCUGGGCUACUGGCACACCAAGCAGCACGGACUCGCGAUCUCCCUGCACUGGCUGCAGCACUGGCCCACGGAGCUGAAGUCAACUGGGCUGACGCAGCAGAUGAGGGCAAGACGCCACUGGUACAGGCUGUGUUAGGGGGUUCCUUGAUUGUCUGCGAGUUCCUUCUGCAAAAUGGGGCUGAUGUGAACCAAAGAGACAGCCUUGGCCGGGCACCCUUGCACCAUGCUACACUCUUGGGCCGCACUGGCCAGGUCUGUCUAUUCCUGAAGCGGGGGGCUGACCAGCAUGCCCUGGACCAGGAGCAGCAGGAUCCGCUGACCAUCGCAAUUCAAGCGGCGAACGCUGACAUCGUCACACUACUCCGCCUGGCCCGCAUGGCUGAGGAGAUGAGAGAAGCUGAGGCGGCCCCUGGCCAGCCAGGCCCCCUGCCAGGAAGCAGUCCUACCGAGCUGCAGUACCGCAGGUGCAUCCAGGAGUUCAUUGGCCUCCACUUGGAGGAAAGCUAGGGCCUGGCAGGCCGGGCAGCUGAGGGACCCCUACCUUGACCCCAGCCUACCCGGCCCAGAAGUCCUGCAUGUCCCUGAAGACCCUAGCCCCUCAUCUAGCCACAGCCCUGCCUGUGACAACUGUGGGCCCAUCCCUACAGCCCAGUACCUUGGCAUUUCUGGAGUCCCCACUUUCCUGCUCGUCCCUCCUUCUGGCUACUUUAAUGCUCAGCCAGAGGACAGGGACCCAAGCACUGAAUUUUUUGAAGCCCCACUUUUGGGGGAUGGGGUGCUGCAUCAUCUGUUGCCCCUCGUCUCACCUGGGGAACCUCUGUCUUCAGGUGGUCCUUUCUUCAGGGGUCUGGGCUGUCCAUGGGACAAACCACUCUUGAGGUCCAUGUCACCUUAUACCCCUCUGCCCUCAGGGCCUAUUUCACCUUGUGCCCCUAUGUUUACUGCCCCAGAACACUGACCUGCUAGCUAGGUCCUUCCUACAUACCCCCAGAGCCCUCCCUCCAGCCUGGGGCUGGUGGCUGGCCACCAGCACCUUCCCUGGCAGGAGUUGGCAGCCCACCCAGGGAAUCAACCUGAGUACCUCGCUCAGUGACCCCAGCAUCCAGGUCGGGCUUUGACGGUGCUGGGAGGUGGAACUUUUGGACCCAGGCUGGACGCAGGCGUCCCAAGGCCACGUGGCUGGCCACUUGGGUCCUGGUGCCUGAGGGCCUAACUCCAUCCCUGCCUUCUCCAGAGGCACUGUCUGGUUUACCUGGGCCAGAGCCCACACCUAACUAAAGCAACUGGCACUUUCCACCGUGUGCCCAAUGUCCUUUGUUACUGACUGAGAGGAUUUUCUACAGCGACCUCAUUCUGACUUUGUCUGCGUCUUUUUUUCUGUGGACUCUCAAGGACCAUCCUGAUCCCAGCUCUUCCUGUGGCUGGAGAGGCCCACAUAGAUGUCCCCUGCCCUGCCCCCAAGCUUCAGUCCUUGGGCUGGGCCUCUGAUAGGUCCAGUGGUCCCUUCUUUGGGGGGCCCACCAAUGCCUUCAAUUUCCUUUUCUCUGGAGGAGUUCCAGGAUAGAGGCUGGGCCCCUCUGCAUACUAUGGAGCCCUUGGCUAGGUCACUAUGCAAAUACUGCCCUGGGAGCAUCCAUGGGCAGUAAGGUAGGCACUGGAUCAGGGCCUCUGACUCCCUUGCUUGAUGGCUGCGGCCCUAAAGAGCAGAAUCGGCUUCUUCCUCCUGCUUGAGCUCUGCCCACCACCUACCCUGCCACCUCCGGGCUGGCAGGAUCCCACUUCCUUCCUGCUCUGAUCACUCUCACUUAAUAAACCUCUGCCGCUUGCA
Molecule: messenger RNA, 4060 nt
Organism: Alexandromys fortis (reed vole)
Lineage: Eukaryota; Metazoa; Chordata; Mammalia; Rodentia; Cricetidae
Gene: Acap3
Product: ArfGAP with coiled-coil, ankyrin repeat and PH domains 3
Exons: 24
Coding region: 127-2739 (870 amino acids)
Cellular component (GO): cytoplasm
Molecular function (GO): protein binding; GTPase activator activity
Source: RefSeq, a predicted model, not a curated record